AUGGCCGACGGUGACGGCGCCAAGAUUGCGAGAAAACAUCAUCAACAAACGCUGCAAAAGAACAACGCAGCCUCCAUUGAGGGGCUGAGUAUCGACCGCCGCGGCAACGCUGCGCCGUCGAAAGCACAGAAUCCAUCAAGUUCGCGCGCAGGUGCCCGAGCAGCGACAAACCGGGCCGAAGACGGUCGUACCGCCGGUCGCAAGGCCGCGACCGCCGUCCCCGUGUCCAAGGUGACCCCAGCCUCCGCAUCAGGCUCCGUCCGGCCCGGACAAGCGCCAGCGCCAGCACCACAGGCCAGUCUUGAUCGGACCCCGGUCUCUCCCACGCAGAGUCUCAAAAGGUACAGCUCGGGUGAGCACAGCCCGCCUAGGCGCUCAAAGGCCCGUCCCCCUUACUCAGCCUCGGCCUCGGCCUCGGCCGCCCCUGAUGACCUAUCGAGACCCAAGUCGACUAGGACUCUAUGGAACCCCGACACUAGUCAGCCCAACCCGAGCCCCAGGACAGGGGGUACCAAGGGCAAGGCACAUCAGUCCAAUGCAUCGACCAACAAGACAGCUCGCCCAGCUUCCUCCUCUGGCCAUGCACCUCCCCAGCAACCACAGGACGAUGCUCGAGGCACCAACGCCAGCAAGAACAAAGACGACGCUAUCACCAUCAUCAAACAGCCAGAGACACGGCCCAUCAGCCAGGAGCAGCUUGUCGCCGAAGUCAAGGGCAUCUACGCCGGCCUUGUCAUGGUGGAAAGCAAGUGUAUCGAAGUCGACAACUCGCAGAACACAAAGGAAGGCGCCAUCCCCCUCAAUGACGAGCAAUGGCAAGCCCUCAUCGCCCUGCAUCGAACCUUGCUCCACGAACACCACGACUUUUUUUUGGCCAGCCAGCACCCUUCGGCAAAUACCGCCCUGCGGGCAUUGGCCGAGCGCUACGCCAUGCCCGCCAGGAUGUGGCGACACGGCAUCCACUCCUUUCUCGAGCUGUUGCGACACCGGCUACCCGAAUCUCUCGAACACAUGCUGUCGUUCAUCUAUCUGGCGUACAGCAUGAUGGCUCUCCUUUGCGAAACUGUCCCCAAGUUUGAAGACACGUGGAUCGAGUGUCUCGGCGACCUGGGACGGUAUCGCAUGGCCAUCGAGGAUGACAGCAUGGCCGACAGGGAGGUCUGGACUGCCGUCAGUCGUCUCUGGUAUAGCAAGGCAUCCGACAAGUCUCCGACGACCGGCCGGCUUUACCAUCAUCUGGCCAUUCUUUCCCGGCCCAACGUUCUCCGCCAGCUUUUUUACUACUCCAAGUCCUUGGUCGUUCCGACUCCCUUUGUGAGCGCUCGUGAGUCCAUCUUGACGCUUUUUGACCCUGUUCUGGCCGAACAGACUAGCCAGUCCGGCAAGUCCAGCCGCCUGCAUGAGCUUGAUAUGCAUUUCGUCUGCCUUCACGCUGUCCUUUUCAAAGGCACAGAGCAGGAGAGGUUCCAGCCUGCUUUCGAUAGCUUCAUUGGCGGUCUUGAUAUCCAGAUUGCUAGGUAUUCCCGCCGCUGGCUCGAACCAGGUUACUACAUCGGCAUCUCGAACACCUGCGCUUUGCUCAACUACGGUGACCCCUCUAGCACACUUCUGCGUGCGAUGGAGGGCGAACUGUCGGCGGACUACCCGAUGGAGACGCCUGAGGAUAAUGAUCGCUUUGAAAAGGCUCUCCAGCUGAAUUACCGAACCCACAGAGUGGUAUGGCGCCGGUUCGGUGACCCUAGCAUCCUGGCCUACCUUCACACAACCCUCGUUCCGAUUUAUCAUCUCAUACGUUCGCGGAACACCAUUGGCAGGCUGGAGGCUAGCAUUCCGUGGAAGCUGCUAUCAGUUCAGCUCAACACUAUCAUUGCAGCGUCUGGCAACACCAUACGUUUUGAGGACCACGAAUUCCCAGGGCCAAUAAAGGGCGAGUCGCCUCGCCCUCUACCCGAAGACUUCGCUAUGCGUGGUUUGAUUUGGACCAAUACAUACUUUCCACCCAAUUGGUUCUCUAACGAUAAGAUCGACGAUGACGAAAAGUAUUUUGAGGUUGCGUCCAUGACGGAGGAAAGACGCAUCCGGAUAUUGUGGAUUGGUUGCCAGAUUGCGCGGCACGAGCGAUGGCUGCAAUAUGAUUUCAAGACGCAUCAAUUUGCGGUAUCCCCCGAGUAUGACGAGAACAUUGACGAGCUUCCUGCCGCUGCUGAACAGGUCGCCCCGGCGGAGGAUGACGAGGCCAUGACGGAGGAGCAGACAGCCACUGACGAGCAAGACGUGACGGCAAAAGCCUCGGAUCUGAUGGACGUUGAUGAACCGACUGUGUCACAGCCGUGAUUUGACAUUGGUGCAUCCUUGGACCUGUGCACCUUGUGACGAACCAACUCAACUCGCAAGGCGCGACGAGGACGUUGAAGGUAACACCUUUCACGCUAUCGCCCUUGCAUUUCUGAUGCGAGAUCCUCUGUUCUCCGGCAACGGAGUUCCUCUAUGCCUCACACGACACUCCCCAUGACCUGGGAGAUUUGUUGCCAGAAAGAAAAACUGGACCUUGAGCAUCAUCUUUGGAUCACUCUCCAUCUCCAAAACUAGGUCUUGAGACUAAUACUCUCCUUGCCCAACCCUCCUGGACUUGUUGGAAUCUCGGUACUGGCGAGAGCACUCGAGACCAAUGUUCGUGCAACGACUUGGAAUAAGCUUAUGCCUCGAGAAUCACACGCGAAGGACAAACUGUAUACGUUAAAGAGGACUCGUACCUGUCGCCUUGGGUGCGGACUCACCUAUCUCAUCUUUACGGCCUUUUCGAAUAUUGCUUCAUCAGCACAAAACCCACAAGCCGAAACUGCUAGUCGUUUGACGACCAGUCUUGAUUACCUGCGGUUUCCUCACAAGACAUCAUCGGAUCAAACCAUGGUGGUCACAACCGUCAUUCUCUUACUCUGAUGGCAACGGCCGCCACCGGGGCCGCUGCUCGUAUACGUUUUCUUUUCAUUUAGUUUUUUUUAUCUUUUUUUAUUAUUCACCAUGUAUGGCUAACCACUGGUCACUACGGGCUAUUUUCAGUUUGUCAGGAGACAUCUCAUUGUAGGGUAGAUGGGUCUCCUCUUUUAGGGGGAAUGUUCUUUCCGGAACUACAGCCACUCGUCGUCGAGUUGACUUCUUUGGGGGGAACUGAUUCAUCCUGAUCUAGAAUAAGCGACGAUGGUCUCUGAUAGUAGAGUCAGAGCACGAGUAGGAUACACCGAACCAUUCGUGAAGACCAGCUAUCCAUGCAUGGGACCUAUUGCAGCAUUGCUUUAGGGGGUUAAUUAAUGGGUUCACACGAGCGAGUACUAGAGAGGGACGAUACUAGUCCAACGAAGAUUGCUAAUAGCUAGAAAUACACAUGAAUGAACUCA
Messenger RNA from Verticillium dahliae VdLs.17, 3395 nucleotides. RefSeq lists its product as uncharacterized. Gene Ontology annotation, biological process: nuclear-transcribed mRNA catabolic process, nonsense-mediated decay. The transcript is spliced from 4 exons. Gene Ontology annotation, molecular function: protein binding; telomerase RNA binding; telomeric repeat DNA binding. Lineage: Eukaryota; Fungi; Ascomycota; Sordariomycetes; Glomerellales; Plectosphaerellaceae. The coding region runs from base 1 to 2334 and encodes 777 amino acids. The record is from RefSeq and is a predicted model, not a curated record. Gene Ontology annotation, cellular component: telomerase holoenzyme complex.